This is a messenger RNA of Dermacentor andersoni, 1842 nucleotides long. The record is from RefSeq and is a predicted model, not a curated record. NCBI's taxonomy places the organism in Eukaryota, Metazoa, Arthropoda, Arachnida, Ixodida, Ixodidae.
UGGCACCUCGCGGUGGAAUAACCUGACGCGUGAUAACCUGACAGACGCAGGGAUAGAACAUCUACUGCUACUCCAGCUAACUCCAGCGGAAUGGCAGUGCCGCGAGCUCAGACGCACUUGUGACGCAAUAGUCGUACCAUCUGGGUAGCGUCGCAUCGCGGCAACUUACUAAACUAAGGAGCACCAAUGACUCUCAUUGUGGAGCGAGCGAUUCUACUGGCAUUGAAAAAAUAGAGGAGGUGUUGCCCUCUCUACCAGUGAGAAGGUCAAGCUUGUAGGUAACACGGUGGAGUGUGUUACCGUGGUCGCAGAUUGUGUGGAACCAAACGGUCUUGUGCUUUUCUCUGGAGCAAAUGAGGUGGACUGCUUGUGUGAACUGAAACAUGGGAAGACAAGCCUCUCGGUCAUGAAUCCAUUGCGCCCAGACAUCACCUUAAAGGAAGGUCACAUAGUCAAGCUUGGGGAUCGUGUUGAGCUUGAGAAUCCUGGUGGGCCAGCAUCUUCUCUGCAAGUGGUUAACUACAUUGAACAGAGAACAAAGACAAUAUCACCAAUAAAGGCUGAGGAAAUCAAGGUCGGUCCAUCUGUGACAAACACAGCAAGAAGAGCUGUGCGAGUUGUUGAACCGAAACCGAAAGUGCUUUGCAGUGCACACCAAGGAACUCUGAUGCAUGCCUGUAGUGACCAUGACCAUUCAGGAAAAACCGGAAAGCAUACGAGUGAGUCGGCCCCCUUACCGAGCUUCAUAGGCAUAACGACAGGUGCUUCAGCAAAUCACUGACGAGCUCAAGGCUUGUGGACUGAUCUAAGAUGGCCAGAGUGGGGCUGGCAACAACUGGGCAAAAGGUCACUACACUGAAGGAGCUGAAUUGGUGAACUCGGUUCUUGAUGUUGUUCGAAAGGAAGCAGAAGGCUGUGACUGUCUGCAAGGAUUCCAGCUUAUGCAUUCUCUCGGUGGAGGUUUCAGACACUGUUGUUGAGCCCUACAAUGCCACCCUUUCCAUGCACCAGCUGGUGGAAAACACUGAUGAAACUUACUGCAUCGACAAUGAGACUCUCUAUGACAUUUGCUUCAGAGCCCUCAAGAUCACCACUCCUACAUACAACGAUCUCAACCACCUAGUCUCGGCAACAAUGUCUGGCGUCACAACUUGUCUGAGGCUUCCUGGCCAGCUGAAUGCUGACCUGCGUAAACUGGCUGUCAACAUGGUGCCCUUCCCACGUCUCCACUUCGUGCCUGGUUUCGCUCCUCUGACUUCACGCGACAGCCAGCAGUACAGCGUGCUGACUGUGCCAGAACUGACACAGCAGAUUUUUGAUGCAAAGAACAUGAUGGUUGCCUGUGAUCCAUGCUAUGACCGCUACAUGACCUACAUGACAGUUACUGCUAUAUUCAGGGGCCGGAUAAGUAUGCAAGAAGUUGACGAGCAGAUGCUUAAUGUGCAGAACAAAGAUCCCCGCUACUUUGUAGAGUGGAUCCCAUACAAUGUGAAGACUGCAGUGUGCGACAUUCCACCCCGUGGCCUCAAGAUGUCUGCAGCAUUCAUUGCGAACACCACUGCCAUCCAGGAGUUGUUCAAGAGAAUUUCCAAACAGUUUAGUGCCAUGUUCUGUCGCAAGGCCUUCCUUUACUGGUACACCGGGAAAGGCAUGGAGGAGGUGGAGUUGAUAGAGGCCGAAUCAAACAUGAACAACCUAUUGUCUGAGUACCAGCAGUACUAGGAGGUGACAUCUGAUGACAAGGGAGAGUUUGAAGAUGAAGAGGACCAAGCAGUGAAAUAAGCCUUCUUUUUUUAGCUUGGUGGUUUUUCUUUUUACUUGAAAUAAAGUGUUUAUUUAACA